UUACAGCCAGUAGUAAAGUUGCAGAACAACAGAGGAAACAACAAAUACUCAUACACCAGCAACUCUGACGAUAACCUGCUGAAGAACAUUGAACUGUUUGACAAACUCGUCCUGCGAUUUAAUGGCCGCGUCCUGUUUGUCAAAGACGUGCUGGGGGAUGAGAUCUGCUGCUGGUCUUUUUAUGGCGAAGGCCGCAAGAUUGCUGAAGUGUGCUGCACUUCCAUUGUCUAUGCUACAGAGAAGAAGCAGACCAAAGUUGAGUUUCCCGAAGCCCGAAUAUUCGAAGAAACCCUCAAUAUCCUCAUCUAUGAGAACAACAGAGGAUCUGGACCAGGAGGCUUGCACCUUUUAGAUUCAAGAGGCUCCGGUUCAUCGCUGGGAACUGGUCAGUCAGAGGAAGAGGGUGCCGUGGGAGGGGAUAGACGAGUACGACGGAUCCACGUAAGGAGACACAUAAUGCAUGAUGAAAGAGGCCACGGUCAGCAAACUGUGUAUAAGGACUAAUAAUGUGAAAACAAGGC
Oreochromis niloticus (Nile tilapia) is the source of this 521-nucleotide messenger RNA. RefSeq names its product BTB/POZ domain-containing adapter for CUL3-mediated RhoA degradation protein 1-like. Gene Ontology annotation, biological process: proteasome-mediated ubiquitin-dependent protein catabolic process; negative regulation of Rho protein signal transduction; protein ubiquitination. The record is from RefSeq and is a predicted model, not a curated record. The annotation marks the transcript as partial. The transcript is spliced from 3 exons. Gene Ontology annotation, molecular function: ubiquitin-protein transferase activity. Gene Ontology annotation, cellular component: Cul3-RING ubiquitin ligase complex. NCBI's taxonomy places the organism in Eukaryota, Metazoa, Chordata, Actinopteri, Cichliformes, Cichlidae.